This is a messenger RNA of Cylindrotheca closterium, 471 nucleotides long. The record is from the annotation of a GenBank genome assembly. NCBI's taxonomy places the organism in Eukaryota, Bacillariophyta, Bacillariophyceae, Bacillariales, Bacillariaceae.
AUGUACCCGAGAGAAGCAGAAAAUGAGAUAAUAAUCGAAACUGGCAUUCGCUACCUGAGUUUGGACGACGAAAUCACGAUAGCAUCCAACAGCACUGUAUCGUCUUCUGAUGAUAGCUGCAGCAGCUCUGAAUCUUUGUACGAGCUUGGAAUCAGCCGCCUGCUUGCAUUUCACCGAUCAGGUCGUCGUCAUUCAACCGACAGUAAAACGAUAUUUGACCCUGAUUGUUCCGAGAUUACUGAACAAGAAUAUAGCACGGAAGAAUCUUGUUGCGACACGGACGAUGACCUCGAUAUUCCAAGAACGCUUGUCACGGAAGAAGCGGACCCAUCGGAUGCUGAAAUUUCUUCAAGAAGCACACGGAGAAAGCUACAAGUAGUAGGAGUUUGUGUUGCAGGGGUAUGCGUUGCUAUUCCCAGUUUGUUGUUACUGUUAGACCCGCAACAAGCUGACCGAUCAAAACGGCGUUGA